Suillus subalutaceus is the source of this 386-nucleotide messenger RNA. RefSeq lists its product as uncharacterized. NCBI's taxonomy places the organism in Eukaryota, Fungi, Basidiomycota, Agaricomycetes, Boletales, Suillaceae. The coding region runs from base 113 to 331 and encodes 72 amino acids. The transcript is spliced from 2 exons. The record is from RefSeq and is a predicted model, not a curated record.
UGCCUUGUACGGAGGACUACCCGAACUGAGGUAUUCAAUUCCUACUUUCCGUCUACAGCGUGACCCAGCUAGGUUGAAUUGGUUCAGGAAAAGCUCCUUGUGAACUUGUCUUAUGUCGCGUGAAUUUUUUGGGCUGCCUCUCGGUUUCUCUCUCUCUCUCUUUUUCAUUCCGUCUUUCAUACCGAAUGGAACCAGAUCGGUCUCUGCUUGCCUAUUGCACUCGGCGUUCGCUUCAUUAAAGCCAAUGACCGUCUUCCUUCUUCUAUGGGUCUGGCUAGGAGACCAUCGUCCUAGGCCUAACACGACUUUUCUUACGGUGGGCUACUCUUAGAAUGGUAUAUGCAUGUCGUCAAAGGUUGUAUGGCUCGAAGAAACGAAGAAUCGGG